UCAAAAAGUUCUUUUCGAAGGGUUUAAGUCUUAUCUCGAACUGGAUAUGAAAAAGCUUAAUCCUAAAGAUACUCCGAAACUCAUUAUUAGUCCCGAAAACAUUCACAAACUUGGAGUAACUGGCUAUAAUAUAAUUAUACUAGAUGAGUUUAAAACUAUCACUCAGAAUUUUAGUAGACCUACUAUGAAAAAACCAAAACUAAGCCACAACGUAUAUAAAUCCUUGCUUCAAUCUGCAUUAUUGAUAUUGGCUUUAGAUGCUACAUUAGAUUUAGACUCGCUUGUACAUUUACAAAAUAUUUCAAAAAUAGAUGCCGAAAAUUCAACCGUGAUAUGGAACCAGCAUAUACGAGAUAAACGUCAUGCUCUUAUACAUAUUAAUACCAAAAAAUGA
Messenger RNA from Racocetra persica, 394 nucleotides. The record is from the annotation of a GenBank genome assembly. NCBI's taxonomy places the organism in Eukaryota, Fungi, Glomeromycota, Glomeromycetes, Diversisporales, Gigasporaceae.